AUGGCGUCUUAUAAAUACGCACUUCCGCCCGUUUCCUCCUCUCUCCUUUUCGCUGCCAUCUUGGUGGUGUGCUGUUGCCUGUUCCUCGCUGUGUCUUCUCACAAGAUUUUCAGAAUCAAGCGAUUCCUGGCCAAGAAACAAAAGCAGAAUCGUCCCAUUCCCCAGUGGAUUCAGAUGAAAACUGGUAAUAAAAUCAGGCACAACUUCAAGAGGAGGCACUGGAGGAGAACCGAGCUGGGCCUCUGA
Nyctereutes procyonoides (raccoon dog) is the source of this 246-nucleotide messenger RNA. RefSeq names its product 60S ribosomal protein L39-like. Bases 1 to 246 code for a protein of 81 amino acids. The record is from RefSeq and is a predicted model, not a curated record. NCBI's taxonomy places the organism in Eukaryota, Metazoa, Chordata, Mammalia, Carnivora, Canidae. Gene Ontology annotation, cellular component: ribosome; cytosolic large ribosomal subunit. The transcript has 2 exons. Gene Ontology annotation, molecular function: structural constituent of ribosome. Gene Ontology annotation, biological process: translation.